AUGGAUAACGACAGCAGCGGGAGUACCCCGUCUGGCCCAAGCAAGCCUUCGACCGGCAGUACACCUCAGGGUCGCUCAGACUCGGCCUCCGCUCCUACCCCUCAGCCUGCGUCCUCCUCUUCCUCGUCGCGACCGAUCGCCGGACCUUCGUCUGUCUCCUCAGUGGCACAUAGCUCGCAAAACUCCAAACGACGCCGCGGUUUGGGCAUCGUCACACCGAAUGCAUGCACAGAAUGCCGCAAGAAGCGCGCCAAGUGCGACGGUAGCAAGCCCUGCGGUCGCUGCAAAGCCCAAAAAGUUGACUGCGUCUACGAGAUUCCGAUUCGUCAAUCCAAGGAAAAUCUGCGCACCGAAAUCGAGCAGCUGCGCCAUCGGCAACGAUCCAGCGACCAAGUCUUUUCCGCUCUGGUCCGCUCCAAUCUUUGGGAAGAUGUCCUGGGUCGACUGCGCAACGGCCAGACCGUCGACAGCAUAUCUGACUGGCUCGGCAGCAAUCCCGCGUCUGAAAGUCAUCCCACAAGCGCGCAAGGCUCUGCCUUUCCGCAGCACCAAGCUGGAGACUCCAGCAUGUCGACUGGCGACGAACCCCGCGGCUCGCUCAUGUCCGUUGCCGACUACGGCCAAGGACCUCAGGGUCUGGCUUCCAUGAGCCUCAGCCCAUCCCAGCAGCACACACCCUUCCACGGCGAGUUGAAGCAACCCACGCCCUGGCAAUUUUCAUCGCACGAUCCUGCUGGCGGUGGUGGAUCCACAAGAAGCAAUUCUCUGGCCGACGCGAUGAGCAUGGCCUCUGAGCUUCACGGUCCGCCGCAGACGCGCGUGGGGUACUGGGCCGAAAACAUGGAUACGGAUGCCGCCCACGAAAACCAGGUUCCGCGCUUUCGUGGCCUUGAGCAAGUGCUGUCCCCCCUCAGCGACCCUGAAAUGCGGCGCAAUUCUUCGGGCACCUGGACCAACAUCACAAGCGACGUAAACUUGGUCCACCAUUUGCUCGCCCUGUACUUUUGCUGGGAGUACCCCACAUUUGCGUCCCUCAGUAAGGAGCAUUUCCUCCGGGACUUCCAAGACGGCCGACAUCGAUACUGUUCACCUAUUCUCGUCAAUGCGUUGCUUGCUUUGGGCUGCCGAUUUUCGACUCAGCCCAAAACAAGAGAAUUUCCCCAUGAUCCAUACUCUUCCGGCGACCACUUUUUCAAGGAGGCCCUUCGGCUUCUCAAUGCUGAGUCGGACCAGCAUUCUCUUACAGUCAUUCAAGCGCUGGGCAUCAUGUCCAUCCGCGAGGCUAGCUGUGGGAGAGACUCGGAAAGCUGGUACUAUGCUGGCCAGAGUAUCCGGCUCGCUAUUGAAAUGGGCCUGCAUCUCACCCAGGAGCAUGGCGAUGUUGACGAGAUGGCUGUGCGAUCCGCCACAUUCUGGGGCGCCUUUGCCCUCGAUCACGCCUGGUCUCUCGCCACCGGCUCCCUCCCGCAAAGCUCCUGCUUUCCCCGGCUACCAACGAAGCCAGGCAUCAUUGCAGAUAUAGAAGCAUCGUUAUGGGUACCCUACACAGAUGACGGUGCACCCCUGCAACGAUCAUGCGAGCAGCCAUCCAACGUUAGGUCCGUGUACAAGUGCUUUUGCGAAUUGAGCGAGCUCGUCCACCAAUCUCUCUACAUGCUACACUCUCCCGGAAAGCCGCUGUCCUCUCGAGAGCUGCUCAACAUUUAUACCCAGUACCUGAACUGGUAUGACAGAAUACCAGAGUCGCUGCGAUUGGGGCACAACUUCACUCCAGCAGUCCUCUUUGCACACAUGUACUAUCACUUUGCUAUUUUGCUCCUCUUUCGACCCUUGAUCAAACUGCGCAUUAUUGGCUCUAAAGUAUCUCCCCGAGACGUUUGCUCCCAGGCUGCCGAUGCCAUUCAAAAUCUGCUCAAGUCGUAUUCGCAACUAUACACGUUGCGUCGGACGCCGUCAUUUGUGCCAUAUUUUGUGCUCACCUCGACCAUCAUGCACCUCGCCAUUGGCGCAACCAAGUUGUCGUCCGAUUUGGGCGACACCUCGGCUACAGACACCGAUGCUAUGGGCGAGAGCGCAAAGAUCAACCCUUACGCCUCCGACUCACUGGCUCAGGGUAUCGCGGAUCUGGCCGAGAUGGCGCCCUGCCACCACUUUGCUGAGCAAGCGCUUAACAUUCUGCGGUAUCUCGCCAAGAAGUGGAAUAUUGACGUAGAAUUUGGCGGCAACAACAAGCCCGUCCCUGAUGACUACGAGAAGCUCCUCAAGCCCUACACCAGUAGCCUUAACUUUUUUGCCCCCAAUUUUUCGACGGACGACUUCAUCUGCCGCUGGGGUACGGCCAGCAUCGUUGCGGACCCCAACAUAACCGCGCCCGGUCCAGGGACAGGCCUCCAGGCCGCCGUCGAUAAUGUUGAGAAUCCCUUGUUUUGGCCCUUUCCUAUGCAAGGGCGGCCAAUGCUGCCUACUGGUCAAGAACUGGAACAGGCUGGGUUUGCCAUGUUAUAG
Messenger RNA from Akanthomyces muscarius, 2505 nucleotides. RefSeq lists its product as uncharacterized. Lineage: Eukaryota; Fungi; Ascomycota; Sordariomycetes; Hypocreales; Cordycipitaceae. The record is from RefSeq and is a predicted model, not a curated record. The transcript has 5 exons. Gene Ontology annotation, molecular function: DNA-binding transcription factor activity, RNA polymerase II-specific; DNA binding; zinc ion binding. The coding region runs from base 1 to 2505 and encodes 834 amino acids. Gene Ontology annotation, biological process: DNA-templated transcription; regulation of DNA-templated transcription.